AUGGCAGCAGCGGAAGAUGAGUUAGUGUUGCCGCGGCUGCCUGAGCUGUUCGAAACCAGCAAGCAGCUUCUGGACGAAGUGGAGGUAGCGACUGAACCCACCGGUUCCCGGAUAGUCCGGGACAAAGUGUUAAAGGGACUGGAACUCCUUGAGAAAGCUGCCGAAAUGAUAUCGCAGCUGGACUUGUUCAGCCAAAAUGAAGACCUGGAAGAGAUUGCUUCUACUGACUUGAAGUACCUGAUGGUGCCAGCAUAUCAAGGAGCUCUCACCAUGAAACAAGUCAACCCCAGCAAGCGUCUAGAUCAUUUGCAGCAGGCUCGAGAACACUUUUUAAACUACUUAACUCAGUGCCAUUAUUAUCGUGGUGCAGAAUUUGAACUACCCAAAAUCAAGAACAACUCUGCUGAAAAUAACACUGCCAGCUCCUCCAUGAAUUAUCUUAGCCUUGUUGCUAUGGCAUCUCAAAGACAGGCUAAGAUAGAGAGAUACAAGCAGAAGAAGGAGGUGGAGCAUAGAUUAUCUACCCUGAAAACUACUGUGGAAAGUGGUGAAGCAGAUGAUGAGCGUGUUCGUGAAUAUUAUCUCCUUCACCUUCAGUGGUGGAUUGGUAUCAGCUUGGAAGAGAUUGAGAGUAUUGAUCAUGAGAUAAAAAUCCUAAGAAAAAAAGACUCCUCAAAAGAGGCAUCAACUUCUCGCUCAUCUCUUCAGGACAGGCCUCCAAUGAAGCCCUUCAUUCUCACUUGGGAUGUGGCCCAAGCCAAGGUGUUUGGAGCUGGUUAUCCAAGUCUGGCAACCAUGACAGUGAAUGACUGGUAUGAACAGCAUCGGAAAUAUGGAGCAUUACCAGAUCAGGGAAUUGCCAAGACAACACCAGCAGAGUUCAAAAAGGCAACUCAACAACAGGAAGAUCAGGAGCCAAAGGAGGAAGAAACUGAUGAGAAAACACUACAAAGAGCCCGGGAGUGGGAUGACUGGAAGGACACGCAUCCUAGGGGUUAUGGCAACCGACAGAACAUGGGUUAAUCUUCCCACAAGACAGGACUAGAGGUGGCUCACAUCCUCCCCUCCAGGGAAAGGUGUACCAUUCUUCCCCUCCUUGGGCUCCUGCUUCAGUUAUGUACCAUGAAGGUAAAGAUGCUUCAUCUUGCUUUGUGUUCAAUAAAGUA
Messenger RNA from Choloepus didactylus (southern two-toed sloth), 1166 nucleotides. It is a transcript of the gene IGBP1, whose product is annotated as immunoglobulin binding protein 1. The record is from RefSeq and is a predicted model, not a curated record. Gene Ontology annotation, molecular function: protein phosphatase 2A binding. Gene Ontology annotation, cellular component: cytosol. Gene Ontology annotation, biological process: regulation of dephosphorylation; regulation of signal transduction. The transcript is spliced from 6 exons. Bases 1 to 1023 code for a protein of 340 amino acids. Lineage: Eukaryota; Metazoa; Chordata; Mammalia; Pilosa; Megalonychidae.